This is a messenger RNA of Photinus pyralis (common eastern firefly), 1748 nucleotides long. RefSeq names its product fatty acyl-CoA reductase wat-like. The transcript is spliced from 6 exons. Gene Ontology annotation, cellular component: peroxisome. Lineage: Eukaryota; Metazoa; Arthropoda; Insecta; Coleoptera; Lampyridae. Gene Ontology annotation, biological process: long-chain fatty-acyl-CoA metabolic process. The coding region runs from base 133 to 1671 and encodes 512 amino acids. Gene Ontology annotation, molecular function: alcohol-forming very long-chain fatty acyl-CoA reductase (NADP+) activity. The record is from RefSeq and is a predicted model, not a curated record.
GGAAUUAAGCAAGUCACCGUAUGUGGUUUAUAUGUAAAUUCGCAAAGGCCAGACUUUGUCCAUGAUCGGUCCAAUUUAAAAGGUAACGGUUUCGGUGGGACACGCAUUUCGUUCCAAUUCGGUGCGUCGAAAAUGGAUCAUCCUGGAAUCGAAGAGUUUUUUGCGGGCGCUAACGUUUUCUUGACCGGUGCGACCGGCCUAAUGGGAAAACUGGCGAUGGAGAAGCUUCUGCGUUCCUGCGGCGACCUGAAGAAGCUCUACGUGUUGGUCCGCGUGAAGAAAGGAAAAGCGGUCGAGGACCGAUUCGUGGAGCUGUUCGAGAAUGUGAUAUUCGAUCAACUAAAAAAGGAGCAGCCCGAUUUUUUGAGUAAAGUGGUACUCAUCCACGGCGAUUGUGUUCAACCUAAUCUUGGGCUGAGCGAGGAUGAUCGAAUUAUGCUGAGGGCAAAAGUGAAUUGCGUCCUGCACUUUGCGGCAACCGUUAGAUUCGAUCAGACUAUUCGAACGGCCACCUACAUCAACGUCAGGGCGACGCGAGAUCUUCUGAGGCUCGCCACGGAGAUGCCCAAUCUCAAAUCUUUUGUUUACAUGUCAACGGCCUACUCCCACUGCGUCCGAAGUAGCAUAGGCGAAGAGUUCUACGAAACCCCGUUUACCGGGGAAAAACUAAUAACGCUAAUUGACAGCUGCAGCGAAGAUUUCCUCGACAAAAUAACACCAACACUUCUGGAAAGUUGGCCGAACACGUACUCGUUUACGAAAGCCGUCGCCGAGGAGGUCGUGCAGAGUUUCAGUGACAGAUUAUCGGUUGCCAUAGUUCGGCCUUCCAUAGUACUGCCAACGGCAAGGGAGCCGUUACUGGGAUGGACCGAUAACAUGUACGGGAUAAUUGGAUUAGUUGUCGGCAUUUGUUUGGGUCUAAUCCGUGUAGCUCGUAUUAAAAUCGACUGUUUGGCCGACAUGGUGCCGGCAGACUACUGCAUUAACAAUGCGAUUGCCGCCGCCUGGUACGUCGGAGAGAAAAAGAACCGGGAAGUCGUCGACAACUUCGAUAAUCGACCUCCAAUAUUUAACUUCGUAAUUACUCCCCAUGCCCCCAUCACUUGGGGAAAUUUUUCAAAGUGGAUGUAUGGUCAUUUAAGAAAAGUACCAACAAAAUACCUGGUGUGGUACCCUUGUUAUUUCUUCGCAGAGAAUUACUACACGUACAUGCUCCUCAACAUUCUUUUUCACCACAUACCGGCGCAUCUCGCCGACUUUGUCAUGCUUUGCCUUGGACGACAGCCGUCCUCCGCGAUUCCCGGAUUUUCCCAUUUAAAUUACCGGCCUGUGGAUGGCGCUAGAAAAAUCGAUAAGGUCAUGAAUGCCAUCUCGUACUUUUCGACAAGGGAAUGGACGUUUUCCGACCAGAACACUCAAGAGCUAUAUCGGCAAUUGAAUGAUACGGACAAGGAAAAGUUCUUCUUUGAUUUGAGCAACUUCGAUUGGAACCAGUACUUCUACUCCGGGGCAGAAGGCGCUCGCGUGUACAUUCUCAAGGACCCUUUGGAAACCAUACCGGAAGGGGAAAAACGAUACCGGAAGCUACAAAUUUAUCAUUUCGCUUUAGUAACAGUUUUAUGUUUGGGACUUUUAUGGUUGUGUUAUUUUAUAAUCAAGUUAUUGUUUUAAGUACACAAUUUUUGAUGAACAUGUAAUACUAAAGUAGCAUUAGGCACUUAUCCGGAUUAAAAGUCAUUUCAUACUAA